CUUUUCAAUACUUUCCAAUAAAUUAGCUAGUUUAACAUUAGCUUCGCAGCAAUAGUUUAGCUGAACUUCACGCAAAAUGAUUUGGGCCACCAUACUGUUAGAGUGUUUAAUAAUUUUGAGUACCUGCCAAAAGGUAAAGCCUGAUAUUGAUAUAAAAUGGUUCAAUUGUUCGACGGACAAUAAAGCAUUUUCGAGGUUUGAAGUGUGUUCCCUGAACUCGUACAGGAAAAAUCAACAGUCAUUUUCGUAUUACGUCAAAAUGAUGAAGACCGUUACACACUGUGACACAAGGGUGGAGGUUAUCUACUUGAGUGCUCCCAAACCCUUUACAUUAGCCAAUAUCUCCUUUGAUGCCUGUGAGUUAUUAAAAGGUCGCAAGCGAUUUGUGGCCGCCAGGCGUUUGUUCGAUAUAAUUGGAAAGUAUACUAACUUCAAUCACACCUGUCCCUAUGCGCAUGAUGUUUUUGCAACCAACAUUACUCUGGUUACCGAUAAACUUCCAUUUCCCACGCCACAUGGAACAUAUUCCGUCAAAAUUUCUUUCUAUGUCAAUGGCCGAACGAAUACCAUAGUGCUUGGACUUGGUGGACGUAUUUUUUAAUCUCAACUUGUGUAUGAUGGACAA
Stomoxys calcitrans (stable fly) is the source of this 625-nucleotide messenger RNA. RefSeq lists its product as uncharacterized. Bases 77 to 601 code for a protein of 174 amino acids. The record is from RefSeq and is a predicted model, not a curated record. Lineage: Eukaryota; Metazoa; Arthropoda; Insecta; Diptera; Muscidae. The transcript has 3 exons.